This is a messenger RNA of Carassius auratus (goldfish), 981 nucleotides long. Its product is annotated as olfactory receptor 10G4-like. The record is from RefSeq and is a predicted model, not a curated record. Gene Ontology annotation, cellular component: membrane. Gene Ontology annotation, biological process: G protein-coupled receptor signaling pathway. Bases 1 to 981 code for a protein of 326 amino acids. Gene Ontology annotation, molecular function: olfactory receptor activity; G protein-coupled receptor activity. The transcript has a single exon. Lineage: Eukaryota; Metazoa; Chordata; Actinopteri; Cypriniformes; Cyprinidae.
AUGGCAAAUGAAAAUUAUACUGUGAAAAAUGUUGACUGCUUUAUAAUCACUGGAUUUGAUCACCUGCAGAACCAAAAGCUCCUUGGAUUCCUGAUCUUAAUAACCUACAUGCUCACAUUGCUUGGGAAUGGCAUCAAUCUGUGUAUCAUCUUAACUAACAGACAUUUACACAAACCAAUGUACAUAUUAAUCUGUAAUCUAGCAGUUGUUGACAUAAUGUUCUCUUCUACCUGCAGCACAACCAUGAUCUCAGUGCUGCUGGCUGAGAUUAAAACUGUUACAUACUAUUCGUGUAUCUCAAGGACAUACUUCUAUCAUCUUGGUGAUUUCACAGAGUGCAUGGCUCUGACAUUAAUGGCAAUUGACCGACUUAUUGCAAUCAGGCUUCCAUUGAGAUACCACAGCAUUGUAACAAAUUCACGAACAUUUCUGUUCAUUUCUGUAACCUGGCUUGCUGGUUUCGCUGUUAUAGGUUUUGUGAUAUCAAUUGUAGACAGUGUUCCAUAUUGUCAGCCUGUCAUCAGAUAUGUGUUUUGUGAAUAUGCUUCCAUGAUCAGAGCUGCCUGUGUUAAUCCCGAACCAUAUUUUUUCAUACCUGUCAUGAUAAGUCUGUGGCCAACGUGUGGACAGUUUCCUUUUAUUAUGUGCACAUAUGCUGUCCUGGCAUACAGUGUGAAUAAACUGUCCAACAACUCAAGCAAAAAGCAAAUGAUCAACACUUGCUUGAGUCACCUCAUUGUUCUGCUUAGUUUUUAUGCACCCAAGCUGGUCUCUGGAAUCCUAACUCGAAUAGGAGUUGUGCUAAAUUUAACAGAGCGAAAUGCAAUUUUGAUUGUAGCCUCUCUAGUUUCUCCCUUAAUAAACCCUGCUGUUUAUUGCACCAGAACUAAAGAGAUCAGGACACGAUUAGCAGAUUUAUUUUUGCGCAAAAGAAUAGUACCAAAUAAUUUUAAGUCAAUAUCAAUGGCUGUAUCAUCUUAA